AUGCGCCUCGCUCACCACACUACAGACGGCGAGGUCAACGCUCACCUCCGCGAGCGGUUCAGUGACGCUCCCUUCUUCAACAACAGCUCAAUACCUGACGACAACGUUCCUAAGUCGGGACCGUCACGCAUGAAUAAUGAUAUCCGCGAGUAUUUCCAGCCCUUAAAGAAGCCUGUUAAAGGUGACACAUGGCUCCACAAGCCGGAGAUCCCGAGUCCUGCAGAGGUUCUACGCGAAAAGCCCGUUACCUUCACCGAGCCUAAUACACUCAUCGAGUUGGAUGAGAGCAUUCGUCCCCACAAGGUUGACGGGCCGUAUGAAAACAAUGAAGAUUACUUGCGCACCAAAUAUGAGCUUCUGCGCGAGGACGCUAUCCGACCACUUCGUGAAGCACUCGAUGAGGUUCGUGCCCAUCCAUUCAAAUACGAAGCCGAGUAUACAAAUCAGAGUAUCGGCAUAUAUGAUCCUGUGUACAUCACUUCCCUCGUCUUUUCACCUCGAGGCCUAGCAACACGUGUUGCUUUCUCUCUUAGUCGCGUCCAAAAGCAAAUCAGAUGGGAGCAGUCCAAGAGACUCAUCACUGGCACACUCGUAGCCCUCUCGCCCGUGGACGAUGCGUUUCAGACUCAAUGUGUGCUCGCCACAAUAGCCGCACGACCUCUCUCGGCGCUAGGGCAGAAUCCGCCUGAGAUCGAUCUCUUCUUUGCGCGCCCAGAAGACCAGGAGAUUGACCCUAUGCGCAAGUGGAUAAUGGUAGAAUGUCGUGCUAGCUUCUUCGAGGCGAGUCGGCAUACACUACUAGCCCUUCAGCAUUUGAUGAGAGAACCGUUCCCAAUGUCAAAGUAUCUCGUCCACGCUCAGAAGAACGUGGAACCUCCGGCGUACAUACGACAUAACCCAUACGUAAAUCUUAGCUCUCUCGUGAGUCUGGAGGAGAGCACGGAUUUCGAGAACGUCAACGUUCUGGAAGACUGGCCGUCUACAUCGUCGCACUCGCUGGAUAAAUCCCAAAGUAAGGCACUCAAACGCAUGCUCACAAGCGAAUUGGCCAUCGUUCAAGGCCCUCCUGGUACCGGGAAGACAUUUGUUUCCGUUGUUGAAUUGCAAAUUGCCUGCGAUAACCUGCGUAGAGACGAUGCACCGAUCAUUGUCACGGCACAGACCAAUCACGCCGUGGAUCAAUUACUUCGACACACCUCGCAGUUCGAGCCCAACUACAUUCGAUUGGGGGGACGGAGUAAGGAUAAGCAAAUCAAGACGAGGACGCUUUGGGAAGUGAGGUCAAAUGUGCCUCAACAGAAGCAGCCAGGAAGCCAGAAGGCGCAGGCUACAAUCGCAAUGAAGAAGCUAACCAACGAGUGUCAAAUGCUUCUCGCACCCUUGGAAGCAAACAAGCCGCCACUUGAUCAUAAGGUAUUGCUGCGCCUCGGACUCCUUACCAAAAAUCAAGCAGAAUCAUUGGAGAUGGACUCGCGUUACAUCAUGGGUAUCUCGCCCACUGACAGCCCAGGCAUCUUGAUGGAGCAAUGGCUAGGUAAGUGUAUUGCACCAUGCACUAGACCGAUCGGCCCAGAAGACUAUGGAUGGGGGUAUGAAGAGGAAGACUUCGAAGUCGAACAGCUGAAGGAGCUCGAGGCAGAGGCUGGCACCCAAGAUGACGACUUCUCAGAGGCUCUUCCUGGGCCUGUGACAUUACUGAGCGACAACUAUACGGGAAAAGGAGGCUCGUUACUGACCACCCUCGAGAUCCAAGACCUAUUGCGCGAGACGGACGAUCUGACCAUGAUCCGGGUCCCGGAUCGCGGCGCAGUCUACAACUACUUCAUGCGUGAGGUGAAGAAGCUCGUUCUGGUGGAAGUCCGCAAGAUUGCGAAAAAGUACAGUGAAAAUGUGCUGCAGCGCAAGGUCGGCCUCUGGGAGGAGGACGUGCGUAUCCUGCGCGAUGCACGUAUUAUCGGCUGCACUACGACCGGUCUAUCUAAGUAUCGCGCCUUGCUUUCAGCCCUUCGGCCACGAGUUUGCCUUGUAGAGGAGGCUGCCGAGACGCUUGAAGCCCCGGUUACGGCGGCUUGUUUCCCGAGUCUGGAGCAUUUGAUACUCGUCGGUGACCAUCAACAAUUGCGUCCCCAUACUCAGGUGAGAGCUUUCGAAGACGAGCCCUACUAUCUCAAUCUAUCCCUGUUCGAGCGACUUGUUUGGAACGACGUAGAGUUCGAUACAUUAACGCGUCAACGACGCAUGAUACCGGAGAUACGACGACUUCUAUACCCCAUCUACGAAGAUACACUAAGGGACCACGUCAGCGUAAAGGAUCCCAGCAACCGCCCGCCUGUUGAGGGGAUGGGAGGGAAUAACUCGUUCUUCUUUUGUCAUGAGUGGCCCGAAUCCCGCGACGCGAACAUGUCAUCCAUGAAUGCGAGGGAGGCGGACAUGAUUGUCGGCUUCUUCAACUACCUCGUGCUUAAUGGCGUCAACGCCCUGGAGAUUACCGUGCUGACCUUCUACAAUGGACAACGAAAGACCAUUAACAAGAAGCUUCGGGAACACCCAAACUUACGAGCAUACCCAGGAAUCACGGUCGUUACUGUAGAUUCCUAUCAGGGCGAAGAAAAUUCCAUCGUGCUGCUUUCUCUAGUUCGCUCGAACCGGAACCACGCCAUUGGGUUUUUGAAUUCCGACAACAGGGCAUGUGUCGCACUCUCUCGAGCAAAACGUGGCUUCUACAUUUUUGGGAAUGGAGAGCUUCUAGCUCGUGAGAGUGGUACGUGGGGCGCUGUUAUCGACUUAAUGUACGGCAACAAGAAGGUAAAGGUUUCGACGGGCCAGGUGCGACGCGUUGGCUAUCAGCUCCCGCUCGAAUGCAGCAACCAUAAACGCAAGACAUGGAUCGAAGAGCCGGAGGAUUUUGACUGCAUUCAAGGCGGUUGCGACGUGAAGUGCGACGGCUAUCUGCCUUGCGGACAUUAUUGCCCGUAUCGAUGUCACCCUUUCGACCACGAAAACAUGAACUGUACACAGAGGUGUAGCAAACGCUUGGAAUCCUGUGGUCAUCCAUGUGUUGCGAUUUGCUGCGAUCCCUGCAAAUGCCAGGUCAAGUUUUGCAACAACGGGACAAAGUCUAUGUUGAAGCAGAUGUCUAACGGCACUACUUCGUCCCGACCGCCACCUUCCACGUCGCGCAAUCUGAUGCUCGAUACCAACUUUCAGGGUCCUAUAAACCCAGUGCAGCGCGCGACGACUCCACAAGGAUUCGACAGUACGACCGAGCAGUGGGAGGCAUAUGCGAGUGGAGGUGCCCAGGUUGACGAUGCCCAAGUGUUGCAAAAGGUGAGGGAACAAGAAGCUCAGUUUCUCGAGAGUAUUCGCAAUGCCACACUACCUGCAGGGCCUUCCGCGGGACCUUCGUCCGCGUCUACGAAGCUCAUCCAAGUCUCUCCAGAGAAGGCUUCGACUUCAAGAAACACGAAGUUGCUUCUCGAUCUUGAUCUCGACGAGGCUACUGAUGCUCAGCAUGAGCAGCAAAGUCGUUUUACGGAGACCUUUUCGUAUGCGGAGGCGGCUUCGACAAAGGGCAAAGGAAAAGGUAAGGCGUAUGUCAAUUUGCUUGACUAG
Messenger RNA from Cucurbitaria berberidis CBS 394.84, 3612 nucleotides. RefSeq lists its product as uncharacterized. Gene Ontology annotation, biological process: regulatory ncRNA-mediated heterochromatin formation. Gene Ontology annotation, cellular component: nuclear RNA-directed RNA polymerase complex. Bases 1 to 3612 code for a protein of 1203 amino acids. Gene Ontology annotation, molecular function: helicase activity. Lineage: Eukaryota; Fungi; Ascomycota; Dothideomycetes; Pleosporales; Cucurbitariaceae. The record is from RefSeq and is a predicted model, not a curated record. The transcript is spliced from 3 exons.